AUGAAAAAAGUGAAAUUUGAUAUAAAUAGAAACGAAAGAUUCAAUCAAGCUAAAAAUAAAUUAGCCUCAGAUUCUCAUCUGCCUAAUGAUCCUAGUUGCAAAGCUAAAGGUCCUCGUUCUUAUUCUGAAAGUCCACGUGCAGGUACCAUUCCUGUUAAGCCAAAACCCAUAAUUGUAGAAUCGUUCAAAAAGUCCUUACUCCUCCCUUCCGUGAGCGAGCAAGACCAUUAGAAAAAUCCCUAUUUUCUGCUUAACAAAAAUUUUUUUUUUAUAAAUAAAAUUUUGAUAUAAGCUAUUAUUAUAAUGAAAUAUUAGUUAUUUGUUUAAUUUUUGAACAAAUUGAAAUUUUGGCAUAAAUUUUACAAAUUAAAUAAAUAUUUACUUCACAAAUUUUUACGAAUUGGGAUUUUUAAAAACUUGAAAAAAUUUACUGUAAAAUUAUAUAUAAAAUGUUUACAUUAAUCCCUUCGUGAGUGAAAAAAUGUUUUUGUUUGCUUAGGGAGGGGAGAGUUAAUAAAUAUGGAAGAAAAAUUCAAUUCUUAUAAAAAAGAAAUCAUAAAUCAAAAUAAGGAAUUAAUAGAAAAAAUUGAGGAAAAUUUAAAUAGAAGACUCAAAAUAAUUGAUGAUAGCUUAGAUAUUAUAGAAAACGCUUUACUUGAUCUUACCGAUCUGAAUAAAAUAAAAAACAAUAAGAAGCUUUACCAAGCGCUUUUGAAUUCUGAUCUAGAAGCAGCAAUAAAUAAAAUUAAUGCAGAUCUAUUUAAAGUCUCAGAGAGCCAAAAUAUCACGGACUUGUUUUAUCCAAGAAAUGAUAUAUGAGCCGUCAAGAAUACAAAAACAAGCCAAGAGCUUAGAAGUGCCCUAGAAGCCUUGGAAAAAUUCAGGUGUGAAAUACCCAAUAUGAUUAAAAAUACGUUAAUUAAUACUAUUGAUGGAAAAUAUAAUGAUCAAAGAACAGUAAUUUUAUCAUAUGAAAGAGCAGGAAAAAAAUUCGAAGAGAGAGCCAAAAUGGGGUGUAAUUUUUCUUAUGAAAAUAAUAAAAAAUUGGAUAGCCAUAAAACAAAUUCUCAACAUUUAGUGAAAAUAAGGCUUCCAAACUAUUUAUUAUGGCGCAAAUCUUUUUUGUCCUUAGUAUUGUGAUGGUCUUUCUUUACAAAAACGGUCCGCAAAUGGUUAGAAGUGCAAUUGCUCAAAGCUAUUAGAAUUAAUAAUAAAAUCAUUAGCUAUGAUAAUUAA
Blepharisma stoltei is the source of this 1236-nucleotide messenger RNA. The record is from the annotation of a GenBank genome assembly. NCBI's taxonomy places the organism in Eukaryota, Ciliophora, Heterotrichea, Heterotrichida, Blepharismidae.